Messenger RNA from Hemiscyllium ocellatum (epaulette shark), 1671 nucleotides. Its product is annotated as atlastin-3-like. Gene Ontology annotation, biological process: protein homooligomerization; endoplasmic reticulum organization. Gene Ontology annotation, molecular function: GTP binding; GTPase activity. The coding region runs from base 1 to 1671 and encodes 556 amino acids. The record is from RefSeq and is a predicted model, not a curated record. The transcript is spliced from 12 exons. Lineage: Eukaryota; Metazoa; Chordata; Chondrichthyes; Orectolobiformes; Hemiscylliidae.
AUGUCGUGUCAGUUGGCCAGAUCCCUGCAGAUUAUCCGCUUUGAGAAGGAUGAUCACUCCUUCCACCUGGACACCCGGGCUUUGGAGAGCAUUCUGCUGGGGGAGGCAGUCCAGGAUCUGAACGUGGUUCUCCUGGCAGUGGCCGGGGCGUUCCGCAAGGGCAAAUCCUUCCUCCUGGACUUCAUGUUGCGGUUCAUGUACAAACAGAAGUUUGGAUCGACAGUGAACUGGCUCGGCCGGGAUGAUAAACCACUGACCGGGUUUUCCUGGAGGGGAGGGUCUGACCCUGACACCAGUGGGAUCCUCAUCUGGACUGAAGUGUUCAUUGUUCAUAAACCAAAUGGGAAAAAGGUCGCUGUGAUGCUGAUGGACACUCAGGGAGCCUUUGACAGCCAGUCGACGGUGAAAGACUGCGCCACCAUCUUCGCCCUGAGCGCCAUGACCAGCUCUGUGCAGGUAUAUAACUUAACACACAAUAUUCAGGAGGAUGACUUACAGCAUCUCCAGCUCUUCACUGAAUACGGACGUUUGGCUAUGGAUGAGAACUCACUCAAGCCUUUCCAGACUCUGAUGUUUCUGGUCCGGGAUUGGAGCUUUCCUUAUGAGUAUCCGUACGGAUUGGAAGGGGGCAAAGACUUUUUGGAGCGGCGACUCCAGAUCAAACCUCACCAACACGAGGAGCUGCAGUUGGUACGCAAACACAUCCACACCUGCUUCAAUCAUCUCCAGUGUUUCCUCAUGCCCCACCCAGGGCUCAAAGUCGCUACCAACCCUGCCUUCGACGGCAAGCUGAAAGACAUCGACGAUGACUUCAAGACGAACCUGCAGGCUCUGAUCCACUCGCUGCUCAGUCCCGAGAACCUGGUGGAGAAAGAGAUCGGUGGCUCCAAGGUCACCUGCAGGAACCUGCUGGAAUAUUUCAAGGUUUACAUGAAGGUUUUUCAGGGUGACGACCUCCCACAUCCCAAAUCCAUCCUGGAGGCAACAGCUGAAGCCAACAACCAGACGGCGAUUAUGUUAGCCAAGAAUUACUACCAGAAGGCGAUGGAGGGGCUGUGCGGAGGGGACAAGGGUUACCUGUCACCCCGCAGGAUCCGUGAGAGGCACCAGGUCUACCUGGAGGCAGCUGUCGAGAAGUUCCGAGCCACCAAGAAGAUGGGCAGCCGAGCUCUGAUCAUGCAGUCCGAGGACCGGCUGACCAGGGACAUCAGCGAGAUGCUGCUCACCUACCUCAAGUUCAAUCAGAGCAAGAACCUGUUCAGCAUCGUCCGCACGCCCAGCGCCAUGCUGCUGCUCAUCGUCUGCAUGCACGUCCUCUCCGGCUUCCUCGGGCUGCUGGGAUUCGGCUUUCUCUCGGUCAUCUUCAACUUCGUCAUCGGCCUGUGCUCGCUCACCCUCCUGACCUGGUGCUACGUCAAGUACACGGGGCAGAGCCCACUGCUGGGGGAGAUCAUCGACAGCUUCAGCGAGAAGAUCCUCAGCGGGGUGAGCAGACGACGCAGCAUGACUCCCGUCCCCCAGCCGGCGCCUUUCAGGGGGAGGGCGUCCCCCUGGGACAGCCUAGCGACCGGCUAUCCCCAAACCGGUAUCACCAACGCGAUACUGAACCGGUUCACCAGCUCGGAGCAAGUGACCCUCAUCGCCGGCUUGGCCCAAGCUGCCAGGAACUAG